This is a messenger RNA of Brassica napus (rape), 1600 nucleotides long. RefSeq names its product probable thylakoidal processing peptidase 2, chloroplastic. The record is from RefSeq and is a predicted model, not a curated record. Bases 251 to 1315 code for a protein of 354 amino acids. The transcript has 6 exons. Gene Ontology annotation, cellular component: chloroplast thylakoid membrane. Gene Ontology annotation, biological process: thylakoid membrane organization. Gene Ontology annotation, molecular function: serine-type endopeptidase activity. NCBI's taxonomy places the organism in Eukaryota, Viridiplantae, Streptophyta, Magnoliopsida, Brassicales, Brassicaceae.
AUUUGGCCCCAAUAUAACUGAUCUCUCUCUCUCUGGAGAAAGAGACAAAGCUUCUUCCCCCAUAUCUCUGGGAAACUCCACCUGAAAACUCGAUCUCGCCGGCUGACCGGGCCGGCUCAACUUGGAAUCUCAAAUUCCCCGAUCCGAUUUAACCGGUUUAAUUUAACAUAACCGGUUUAAUCAACAUUCUCUAGCUCGCCUAUUCAAUCGACCUCCUCUCCCUCAAGCCUUAAACCCUAAAUCGACCGUUAUGGCGAUUAGGGUUACAUUCACCUACUCCAGCUACGUCGCGAGGAACAUCGCUUCCUCCGCCGCGGCUCGCGUCGGCAGCGGAGAUCUCCGAUCAUGCCUCGAUUACUGCCUCCGUCCCAGGAUCUUCAACCACAGUCAGAUUCCCGACCUCGACAAAUCAUCUACAUCCCCAUCGUCCCCUCCUGCUUCAAUGUACACCACCAUCGCCAGAGAACUCCUCGAAGAAGGAAGCCAGAGUCCGAUUCUCACAGGGAUGAUCUCGAUCAUGAAGCUAACCGGAGCUCCGGAUCUGCUGGGGAUGAACAACGUCCUCGGGAUCUCUCCGUUCAAGACUUCUUCGGUGAUUCCGUUUCUGAGAGGGUCGAAGUGGAUGCCUUGCAGCAUUCCGGCGACGCUGACGACGGAUGUUGCUGAGAUCGAUAGGGGAGGGAGUGUGAAGCUGGAGUUGAGUAAUAAGGGAUCUAAUGUUGGAAACGGGUGGGUUAAUAAGAUGUUGAAUAUGUGCUCGGAGGAUGCUAAGGCGGCUUUCACUGCGGUGACUGUUUCUCUUCUGUUCCGUUCGGCGUUGGCUGAGCCCAAGUCUAUACCUUCGAUGUCUAUGUAUCCCACUCUUGAUGUGGGUGAUCGUGUUAUGGCUGAGAAGGUCUCGUACUUGUUCAGAAGGCCAGAGGUUUCUGAUAUAGUCAUCUUCAAGGCUCCUCCGGUUUUGGUGGAACAUGGUUACAAUUGUACUGAUGUUUUCAUUAAAAGGAUAGUUGCAAGCGAAGGUGACUGGGUUGAAGUUUGUGAUGGAAAGCUCUUAGUGAAUGACACCGUUCAAGAAGAGGAUUUUGUAUUAGAGCCAAUUGACUACGAAAUGGAACCAAUGUUGGUCCCUGAAGGUUAUGUCUUUGUCCUAGGAGACAACCGCAACAAAAGCUUUGACUCUCAUAACUGGGGUCCACUUCCAAUAAAGAACAUCGUUGGAAGAUCCGUGUUUAGGUAUUGGCCACCGAGCAAAGUUUCAGACACAAUACACCACCAUGAGCAAGCUAUCCAAAAGGGGGCUGUUGAUGUUUCGUGACGCGGUGCUGAUGGUUCUUAGGAUUAAGCAAGGAUUUGGAUGGAUGAUGAGGUGGUGUCAGCCAUCAUUUUGAUCGUGAAGCCAAUAGAGCAAUUCUUUCGUUCUGUGUACUCUUAUUGCAAGACAUGGAAUGCUAUGGGAAACCCCAAAGGAAAAAAAAUUGAAACAUUUUUUUGUUGUUGUGUUGAAACGUAAAACCUCAACCAAUGGUAAGAUGAGCUGUAACAAUCGCAGAUUAUUUUCGUGUCAAAACUAUAUCAUUCUAAUGUGAUUUUAGCUUCAAUU